Molecule: messenger RNA, 1071 nt
Organism: Hypoxylon trugodes
Lineage: Eukaryota; Fungi; Ascomycota; Sordariomycetes; Xylariales; Hypoxylaceae
Product: Deoxyhypusine synthase
Exons: 3
Coding region: 1-1071 (356 amino acids)
Biological process (GO): peptidyl-hypusine biosynthetic process
Cellular component (GO): cytoplasm
Molecular function (GO): deoxyhypusine synthase activity
Source: RefSeq, a predicted model, not a curated record
AUGGCAGGUCAAAAUGGAAACCCCAACCUACCGCCUUCAGAGGCAACGAACGCCGUAUUAGUUCCGUCGGAUGAACUACCUGAAGGGGCACAGAAGGUUGAGGAGAUCGACUUCAACGCUUUCAAGGGACGCCCCAUCACUGUGGAUGAUAUGGUCGAAGGCAUGAAGCAUAUGGGAUUUCAAGCGUCAUCGCUGGCCGAGGCAGUACGGAUUAUUAACGACAUGCGAGCGUGGCGCGAUCCGGAGACAGGAGAGAAGACGACAAUAUUCCUCGGAUACACCUCAAACAUGAUAUCAUCCGGACUAAGGGGUAUUUUUCGAUACUUAGUAGAGCACAAGCAUGUCUCAUGCAUUGUCACAUCCGCCGGUGGUAUUGAAGAAGAUUUUAUCAAGUGCCUCGGAGAUACUUAUAUGUCUUCAUUUAGCGCCAAAGGUGCUGAACUUCGAGCUAAGGGGCUGAACAGAAUCGGGAACCUUAUGGUACCUAAUGCGAACUACUGCGCCUUCGAGGACUGGGUCGUGCCCAUUUUAGACAAGAUGCUUGAAGAGCAAGAAGCAAGUAAGGGUACCGAGGAGGAAAUUAACUGGACACCAUCUAAAGUAAUCCACCGAUUGGGCAAGGAAAUAAAUGAUGAGAGCUCGGUAUAUUACUGGGCAUACAAGAACAAUAUCCCGGUAUUCUGCCCGGCCCUGACCGACGGUAGUCUGGGUGACAUGUUAUACUUCCACACCUUCAAGUCAUCACCGAGGCAGUUAAAGAUUGAUAUAGUGGAGGAUAUUCGAAAGGUCAACACGAUAUCUGUACGAGCUAAGCGGGCUGGGAUGAUUAUUUUGGGCGGUGGGGUUAUCAAACAUCAUAUCGCAAAUGCCUGUUUAAUGCGGAAUGGGGCCGAGUCUGCUGUUUACAUCAACACAGCUCAGGAGUUUGAUGGUAGCGACGCUGGUGCCCGACCAGAUGAGGCUGUAUCAUGGGGAAAGAUUAAAGUCGGAGCCGACCACGUUAAGGUUUACCUCGAGGCUUCUGCGUGCUUCCCCUUCAUUGUAGCUAGCACUUUCGCGAAAGACUCAUGA